This is a messenger RNA of Penicillium concentricum, 1650 nucleotides long. Its product is annotated as protein kinase. The coding region runs from base 1 to 1650 and encodes 549 amino acids. The record is from RefSeq and is a predicted model, not a curated record. The transcript has a single exon. Lineage: Eukaryota; Fungi; Ascomycota; Eurotiomycetes; Eurotiales; Aspergillaceae.
AUGUCCGGUCUUGAAGUCCCAGGGCUGGUACUAGGGGUUGUCGGUCUCGUUAUCGCAUUCAGGGGUGCUCUUGACACCGCACUGCUUAUUGAGUCUUUCUUUGACGACACUCGGAUGGACUGCGGAUAUCUGGCACUGUGCUACCACAUUGAGAGGACUCGUUUACAAGUCUGGGGAGAAUUAUGCAACGCUAAUGAUGAAUCCCAAUCGGACAAAUGCACCCUUCGUGAUCUUCCAGACUACCUGAAAACGUUGAUCGUUCGGAUCCUCGGCGAAAUUCAGAAGCUUAACGAAGAAGCCAAUGGCCUGAUUUUCAAAUACAAUAUCGACUUGGCGACUCUCCCAACGCUGGAUCUGGAUGAUAACCUAGCCAUCGAUCGGGCGUUGCCAACGGCGUUAUCCAAGAAGACCAAAAAGGCCAAGUCCCGGGUCCGCUGGACAAUCAAAGGGAAAUCAGAAUUUGAAGAAGUCAUUACAAAGCUUGGAAAGCUCAUUAGUGAUCUCCACGGCCUUAAUGUACAUUCCGGUGAAUCACGGCUCCCAGAAAAAGCGCUUCCACCUCAAGUUCUCGCCCCUCUCAACCCAAACCUACUACAGAUUCUAUACAACCCCCAGAAUCAAGUCAAUCGUACGUUAGCUCUAGCUGCUGAAGCCAAGAGUCUCAAUAUAAAGCUUGGCCGUGGAUCGAGAUCAGCUACCGCGAUCACUAGUCGGGAGUUGCAAUUCCGAGAAGGCUCAUCGCUCACUGGUGUUCUCUUUCACCGAAACGGACAGGUACUACCUAUCUGGGUAGAGUGGAAUAGUUUGAACCCAGGGCCCGGAUCCGACAGAUAUAUUACGCGUAUUAAGUCGUUGGGCUACGUCCUAGAACGAGUCAGCCAGCCUGAGCUUUGCCUACCCCCUUGCUACGGGGUGUAUGAUGACCUCAAAUACGAGGCCGAGCAUGGGUCUAAACGUCUAGGCUUUGUGUUUGGUCUACCGCAGUCUGGUUCCUCUAAUCGGUUACAAUAUGAGGCGAAUAUCCAGCUCUAUCCUCCACAAAGCCUAAAGGGCCUUAUCAAAGAGGAGAAAAGUGCCGCAAUCCCACAUCUUGGAGAUCGCUUUCGCUUGGCAUAUCGUCUAGCAAGUGCCUUUAGCCUUUUCCACGCAGCCGGUUGGCUACAUAAAGGCAUGCAUAGUGAUAAUAUUCUCUUCUUCCAACAGGCUAAUGGCCUUGGCAUUACUACUCUCGAGCCGUUCAUUACCGGGUUUCAGUAUUCUCGACCGCAGGAUGCGAUUUCCCUAUCUCGUGGACCUCUCGAAGACACCGCACUAGACCAUUACUACCACCCUGACGCGCACCUAGGGUUUUCCAAGGUGCGGGAUCUCUACAGUCUAGGUGUUAUAUUAUGUGAAAUUGGACGAUGGGCCCUUGUGGCCGAUACAGUGACGGAGCGGAGGAAGAAAAAGCUGACGAGUCGAAAAGCAUGGCAGGAGUAUAUUAUCAACAACGUCGUGGAAGAUCUGGGCUGGAGGAUGGGGUAUCUGUACCAAAGUGCAGUAAGGACUCUUCUCGAUUCCAGCCUUCCAACUGAUGAUCUUGGAGACGCAGUCUUUGCGCAGCAGUUCUUGGAGAGAGUGAUUCAACCGUUGAGUUUGUGUACUGCGUGA